This is a messenger RNA of Fimicolochytrium jonesii, 1407 nucleotides long. Its product is annotated as cell-death-related nuclease family member-like protein. Gene Ontology annotation, molecular function: hydrolase activity, acting on ester bonds. Bases 475 to 1287 code for a protein of 270 amino acids. Lineage: Eukaryota; Fungi; Chytridiomycota; Chytridiomycetes; Spizellomycetales; Powellomycetaceae. The transcript has 3 exons. The record is from RefSeq and is a predicted model, not a curated record.
CCCACCGUCAAAACUGUCCACUGACCAAGAGCAGCAUGCCCCACUUCCUUCCCUUGAAAAAGGGCGAGUCUAGUGGGCCGCUAUUCUCGGACACUGAGCUGGACCGAAUCUCGGGAGGGAAUACCGAACUUGAACCCCGGAACUGACGUUAUUGCAAAAUAGCUGAGGGAAGGGGGAAUGAGGGGAUCUUUUAAAGAAUCGACGGUGCACUUAAGUCAUCUAUCGGUCCCGUGAGGUCUCUACAUCUUGCGAAACGUUCGGGAAUGUGCUUGUCGCCACGUGUAUGGGCAGGCAAACGAGCUCGAGACUGCUUUAGAAAGCAGUCAUUCCGAUCGGGGGAAACUGGGGGGAAACCUCGAACGAACUCUUCAAAGUUCUGUCAGGCCUUCUGCCGAAGUCGCAAAGAAGGGAAGUUGCGGAGGAAGCCUUGUGAGGUCAGAAAACCCCAUUGCUUGCUUCUACCAGACGGACAAAAUGCUGGUCGAUUGCCACGCCCACAUCUACCCCCCAGAGUUCACAGACAUCCCCACCAUCCUCGCCAACGCAAAGUCAUUCUCCAUAUCCGCAAUAAUCAACGUCCCCGAAUCCCUCCCCACCGCCCACACAGUCCUCUCCCUCUCCCACCUCCACCCCCUCCUACACCCCUCUCUCGGCCUGCACCCCGUUCAACCCGCCACCGCCUCCACUCCCGCUCACUCCAUCACCCUCGCCGACCUACCCCCCAUCCUCAGCCUCAUCCAAUCCCACUCUUCUGAGUUGACGUCAAUCGGAGAAUGCGGCCUCGAUUUCUCCCCGCAUGUCUUGGCCCUCACACCCCACAUCCCACCCUCCGACCUCAAACUAAUCCAACAACGCGUCUUUGCAGCGCAUAUAACUGCAUCCGUCGACUUGAACAUCCCGCUGAACGUGCAUUCGAGACAGGCGGGGCAUUACGCGGUUGAUAUGGUGGUUGCAUCGGGGGCGAGGGCGCUGUUCCAUGCGUUUGAUGGGAAGGCGGGGUAUGCGAUGCGGGCUGUGCGCGCGGGCAAUUUGGUGAGUGUCGCGCCGAGUGUGGUGAGGAGUGAGGGGUUGAGUAAGCUGGUUAAGGCCGUCCCGAUCGAAAGCUUGGUCCUGGAAUCCGAUUCACCGGCGUUGGCUGCUGUCCAGGGAGAGAUGAACCAGCCGAGUGAGAUUCGCGUCGCUUGUGAGGCUGUGGCUCAGAUCAAAGGCAUGCGGUUUGAGGAUGUGGAACGGAUAACGACCGAGAAUGCUUUGCGGUUUUUUCCGAACCUUAAGCUCGUGGAAUGAAUUACGGCUGUCAUCGGUGCUUCUCAUGUCCGAGUUCACCUCUCCUUCUGUCGUGUACCAGCAACCCACAGAACUGCACUCAAUUUUUGGCAACAGCUCAUAUUGAUCCAGUGAAUGACG